Aspergillus nidulans FGSC A4 is the source of this 1965-nucleotide messenger RNA. RefSeq lists its product as uncharacterized. The transcript is spliced from 7 exons. NCBI's taxonomy places the organism in Eukaryota, Fungi, Ascomycota, Eurotiomycetes, Eurotiales, Aspergillaceae. The record is from RefSeq and is a predicted model, not a curated record. The coding region runs from base 1 to 1965 and encodes 654 amino acids.
AUGACAAAGGCCAUACCAACAGAAAACACAACGAGACUCCUUCCACAACAACCCCGAAAUUCACCCGAUGUCGCACAGGCUGUCUGCGGUGUCGGAAGCGGAGACGCAAGUAACUGCAUCGACAAGAACUUCGACUGCAACUACGGGUUGCAGGUGACUUUUCUCGCAAAGAACUCGAUCACUGUUCGGGCGGACGAGCUCGAGCAGAGCGGGGACGCAGCGAGCACGAAAAAGGGAAGUUAUAGUAAAAUUCAGUUCGUCAAUGAGGAUCCUUUGUCGAUCGAUAACCUUGUUACCCCGCAGGUGUCUUCUCCAGAGUCGAAUGUGGAGACUGCAAGUACGCCGUUGCCGUUGCCAUUUUCCGCUUCGCCCAGGGGUCUACUCCCGGGGAAAGAGAAUGGCAAAGGUUCGGUCCACUAUUCCGUUUCAGACAGGGAGACGCUUUUUACCGAACCUUACAUAGAAGAGAGAGAGACCAGCAAUACAUAUCGCGGUGCUCGUUCUCACUCUCAACAUCACGAAACUCUUGCACCGUGGGAACAUGACGGGCACGCCCAUGCUCAUCUAGACCGCGCACCAACACCGCCAGUCACCCUUGAAUCGACGAUCCCGCCGAGUACAUUCAGCGCGAAAGACGAGUAUGCUGUGCAAGGCCUUCUGGCGCUUGGGACACAGCCUGGGUCGUGUCCUGCACCUGAAUCUGGAUCUGGAUCCGGAUCUGGCAAUAGUGGCGCUAUUCCGGGUCCUAUAAUUGCUAGGGCUGAUAACCAUGGAAACGGCGAAAUAGGCCCAGUCGUAGACGCCGAAGGCACACCAGAUAGGAUGAUAAGCGUCAUGUCGGCUGGUUUUGUUGAUGGAAUACUACAGCCGACAAUUGGUCACGACGUGUCCCCGCCUGCUCCCUCGAUUUUAGACUUCGACAUUGGGGGCUCGAACGUGAACUCGUACUCCUUCCCCCGCCAAAUGUCGGAUUAUAAGACAAUGCCUCAGACGUGGAAGCUGCAACUCCUGCAGAACUACCGAUAUCAUGUAGCUCCAUGGCUAGAUAUUUUGGACUUGAGUCAUUCCUUCGGCAUCACGGUACUUCAGAUCGCCUUUGACUCGUCCACUGAGCGACUUCUUCAUGCAAUAUUGGCUCUCUCUGACACAAGCAUGCGCGUACGGCAGGAUCGUGGUUACUCCGAUGCGGCCAUCCAGCUCGAUCCGCAUUUCUAUUCGCACUCCUUCCAAGCAGUCCAUUAUGAGGAUACGACCGCAUCAUAUUCCGACUCCUUGGUGAAUGCAGCAGUUGAUGAGACAGAAGCUAUGCUACUGCGACUGUUCGAGAAACUAGGGAAAUUGGUGGCGGAUGUUGCAAGGGCCUGGGCUAUGGACCGAGAUCAAUACGAGCAGGAUGGACGUUCAAAUUGCUAUGAGUACAGGCAGUUGCGAUCAUUAGUGGAUAGGGCCUACGGACUGGGCAUGGACUCUGCGAUAUAUUGGAUGGUCUUGCGAAUGGACUUGGGAAUGUCCCUAGCGAACAAUACGCCCUUACGCAUCUUGCUCCCUCCUCACUCGCUUCCAAGUCUCUCCCGCCUAGUGCGGAUCGAAAACACCCACGAGCGAGUUAGCCACUACGCCCAGGCUCUACUUUCGCUCUGUGGAAAGGCUCUAAAUAUCUACCAUCAGCAAGAUGCUGCUCCAGCACACCAAGCGGCAAACCCAGAUAAUUGGUUCCAGGUCUUCGAGAAACUAAGCCAAUGGUACUACCUCCGUCCGCAAGAGUUCCACCCCAUGGUUGAGCUGAAUCACGACGGCGUCGAUGCCUUAAGCGCCGGAAAAUGUAAGCCGCGAACGGCCACGGCGCUGUUGAACCAGCAUCAGAAACUUAAUCCGCACUCACCGGUGCUCUCCCCUCUGUGGCAUGCGCAUCGGGGCCGAGUGCUGGGAUCCUUGUCUGCUGGCAUCCUUUCUUGUCGCGGCUAA